This is a messenger RNA of Thermothielavioides terrestris NRRL 8126, 1281 nucleotides long. RefSeq names its product glycoside hydrolase family 28 protein. The transcript is spliced from 5 exons. Lineage: Eukaryota; Fungi; Ascomycota; Sordariomycetes; Sordariales; Chaetomiaceae. Gene Ontology annotation, biological process: carbohydrate metabolic process. The record is from RefSeq and is a predicted model, not a curated record. Bases 1 to 1281 code for a protein of 426 amino acids. Gene Ontology annotation, molecular function: polygalacturonase activity.
AUGUUGCCUCUCACCCUCCUUCUGCCGUUGAGCGCCAUCGUCCUCCCGGUCCACGGCGAGGUCGUCAAGAACGGCUCAACAUGCAUCGUCACGCCCCUCUCCGACACCAACGCCGCCUUCGCCGUCCCGCGGUCGGACGGUGGUGGACUCGCCCGCGCGACCGUCGACGACACCCCGCAGAUCCUGUCCGCCUUCUCCCAGUGCGGCCAGGACGGCACCAUCAUCCUCCGCCCGGGGACGUACCACAUCCGGCAGGUCAUGGACACGACGAACCUGCGCAACGUCAGCGUCGAGAUCUACGGCACGCUCAUCUGGAGCGCCGACAACCUGUCGUACUGGCGCCAGAAGAGCUUCAGCGUGACCUACGCGGGGCGCCAGACGGCGUGGCGGAUCGGCGGGCGGGACAUCGCGCUGCGGGGGUUUGGGCAGGCCGUGUUCGACGGGAACGGGCAGGCGUGGAUCGACUUGGCCCGCGGCGCGUCGAAUCUGGACGGGCGGCCCAUCUCGUUGACGGUCUGGCAUGGGACGAACGUGCUGAUUGAUGGGAUUACUUGGCGCAUGGCGCAGUUCUGGCACACUUUCGUGGCCUACUCGCAGAACGUGACCAUGACGAACCUGGUCAUGAACACCCUCUCGAGCAACUCGUACAGCUCGCAGAACACGGACGGCACUGACACCUGGAACUCGAAGGACAUCACCAUCUCGAACUGGACCGUCACAUGUGGUGAUGACUGCAUCGCGAUUAAGGGCAACAGCAGCAACGUCCACGUCAGCAACGUCGUCUGCCACGAGUCGGGCGCCAUGACCAUAGGCAGCGUCGGCUCCAACGCGCGGCAGCCCGACUACGUCGAGAACAUCGUCUUCGAGAACAUCACGGCCAUCCACUCGAGCAACUCGGCCUGGAUCAAGACGUACCCCGGCACAGGCUACGUGCGCAACGUCACCUUCCGCAACAUCUACGGCGAGGACGUCAACCAGCCCAUCUACGUGACCUCGUGCAUCUACUCGUACCAGAACUGCGACUCCUCCCACCUCGCCAUCAGCGACAUCCGCUGGGAGAACAUCACGGGCACGAGCCGGUACAACGUGGCGGCGGCGAUCCACUGCAGCGGCGCGGCGCCCUGCGACAACCUCCACUUCUCGGACAUCAACAUCAAGCCCAAGAACGGCGGGACGGCCAAGGUGCUGUGCUCCAACAUCAAGAACCAGGCCACCAUGGGCCUGCAGUGCACCGGCCCCUGUCCCGGGUCGCAUCCGCAGCAGUUGUCGGGGAAUGUGUGA